Funneliformis caledonium is the source of this 278-nucleotide messenger RNA. The record is from the annotation of a GenBank genome assembly. NCBI's taxonomy places the organism in Eukaryota, Fungi, Glomeromycota, Glomeromycetes, Glomerales, Glomeraceae.
UAAUUGAAGUGGAUAAGAAGUUUGAUGAAAUAAAACUAUUGACUGACGGGUUUAAACUGGUGAAGGCCAUACAUGAUAUCUUCAUAUGCCUAAGUAAAGAAGUCCAUUUCGAAGAAACAAAAGUAAGGCAACUUCAAGUCGCUGGCCUCAAAUUGCAAGUCUUACAAAUGAGUAAUCCCAAAGGGUAUGUGAUAAUAUUAAAACAAGAAAAACUCCUUGAUGUGUUAGCUACAGUUGAAAGAAUAAAGGAUCUUAUCAGGGUGUUGGCUAAUGUGUGA